GGCGUGGCGGGCGCGCGCGCGCGGGAGGGUGUCCCCUGCCGCCCUGUGCAGCCCUGGAGGGGCCCCGCGGGCUUUGCUCCGCGUUGGCUCGGAGUGAAAGGGGGGCUGGGUUCUCUUCCCAGCUUCUGGCAGGGAUGGGCUCUGGUGGGCUAGAAUCGGGGGGGGGGGCGGGACUCCGGGGUUCUCUUCCCAGCUCUGCUUCUGAGCUGCUGGGUGGGUGAGUCCCUUCCUCGUUCAGCAUUGCAGUUUAUCCCAUCGGAAAUAAAGAGGUUAAUGAGACUAACUUCCACUGGCUCUCCCUAAAGCCCCUUGAGAUGGGACAUCUCUCAUUCCGUACCCCCAGCAGCGUCUCCUGAGGGAAGAAGAGACACAAUCCUCACAUUGACAUUGUGCUGUGACAAUCUAGGGAUCUUCAAGGUGGGGGAGUAUGGCUAAGUGGUACGGGACAAGCCAAUUCCAGUGCUCUUGGUCUGACAAAGGAACGGAUGUUGCUGGCCUCAGUACAUGAAGUGUUUGGGUCGUGCCCCCUGCCUUUCCCACUGUGUUGUGUGGGGAAGGGUCCCAGUAUGGAAGUGGCCGAGUGCAGCUGACCUAGGACAAGUUUAAAAGACGCAGUGGGUGAUCUGGAGUUUAUACCCUGUUGGCAUGGCUGUGUUUCUAACUGGGCUGUACAGAUAAUUUAGUGCGCUCUGCUCUCUGUCCACGGUGAGCCAUGAUUUUUCUUUAAUAGGAAAGUCGAAGCAGCAUCUUUGUGGGGCAUGAACAGCAAGCAGCCUGCCAAGCACUGCCACGCGGAUCCUCAGCUGGGUUUCCAGGUGGUCUUUACAUUAGUGUUGCUCCUUCCAAGCCCUUGAUUGCUCAUCCUGCAUUUGGAUACCCGUCCUGCAUUGUGUUCACUUCCCCGGAAGCCCACAAACAGGUUCCACUCCUCCACAGGCCAGCGAGCGAUGUCAGACCAGGAUGAUGGUGACGUGGGGAAGGGAGGGGCCUUCUCGGCCGAGCACCUGGCCGCUGAGUCCAUGGCAGCCGACAUGGAUCCCUGGGUGGUGUUUGAUGCGCGAAAGACCCCACGGGCCGAGUUCGAGGAGUGGCUGCAGACCUACCAGCCCUCGCGGGUGUCUCGUUUUGGGGACCCUGAGUGUUGCACUGAGCCUGUGGGCUGGAUUGCCAUCUACGGUCCAAACUACUGUCCAGAGUCAGGUGAUGUGGUGGGGCUGCAGGAGGCCUGGGAGCGGCUCCAGAUCAGUGGGCGCCAUGUCACCUUCGACACUAUCCGCGAACUGGCGCUCAACCACUGCGUCCUCACCGGCAAGUGGCUGAUGCACCUGGACACCGGCUUCAAGGUGGACCAUGCCUGGAGUGGCAUUGCCCGCUCAGUGUUGGAGGGGCGCUUUGGGGUGGCUAAAGUCAGCCCCUGCUACCCCAACUCGGAUCGCAAGCAUGUCAUCUGCAUCUACACAGAUGACUUCACCAAUGAGGAGAAGGUGAUGGAUGCGGAUGCUGCCAUCCGGGGCACUGGCAUCAAGUGCCUGCUCUCCUACAAGCCUGAUGUCUACACCUACCUAGGCAUCUACCGGGACAAUCGCUGGCACCUCUGCCCCACCAUCUACGAGAGCAAGUUUGACCUAGAGUGCAUCCCCCGCCGCUCCCGCAUCAUCAACAAAGUCAGCAACACUGAGGUGACUUAGACUGGACCCCGCUCCCCAUCUAGCAGUUCCUCCUUUCCCCUUUCCAAUAUGGGCAGUUGGCACCAAUGCCUCCCAACUGUGCUCUGAAACUAACUGCAUUUUGAUUGGUCUGUUUGGUGUGGCCUGCACUUAGUCUCUCUCUUUCAAAGGACAGGUGCUCUGCUAAUAACUGCAGCUAGCUGAGAUCCUUAAGUAAAUAGGGAGGAGCAUUGGCUGCUGGGAGAUGGAGUCUCUGCUGGUCACACCUCUGUUAAAGAUGACAGUGGACUAUCUUGCAGGAUUCUCAGCCACAUUUGGUACACUUGUGCAUGAUGCAGCACUGGCUAUGCCGCUAGGUGUCUCUCUACUAAUGAGGUUCUCCCUUUUUCCCUGGAAAGCCACCUCUGCUCCUCUGAGCUGCAGUUGCUUGGAUAGAAGACUCAGGAGGUUCUUGUCAUCAGCUGGCACUGUCCCUUUAAAUUCCUAAAGCCCAUGGGGUUUGCUGGUGCCACUCUGCAUGCUUAACUCCUUCAUGGUCUGUGUGCUACCAUAUAGCUGAGGGCUAGGGCUGUGGGUUCAACUCACCACAACCACCUUCCGGUGCCGCUUGUAUGUUGAAAGCACCACGGCUCCCACCAGCCUGUCCUUUAGGAAAGCCUUUUCCCUGAGACACAGAGCUCACUUAGUAGAGGAGGCAAUCCUGAGCUCUGCUCAUACAGCAGCAGCUGGGUGAUGUUUCCAACUGCCUUCUCACUAACUAGUUCUCUCUCUAGCCAUUGCAGUCCCUCAUUGGUGGGGAAAAAGCAGCCACAUGAAAGAAGCCACAGUCAGGUCUGUGCAGGGCCCAUUAAGGUGCCUGAGGGUGACAGGAGUAAGGCCAUGGCUCUUGGAAAACAGGAGGAAGUAGUAAGUGUCCCACUGCCACCCACACUAAGUAUUGUAGAUCCUUCACUGGGCCUGUUCCCCAUACAGCUCUCAGAACGUAGUAUCUGUGCACACACAUCUCUGGCUCUUCCUGCCCUGGAAAAGGGCUCUGUGUGAAGUCCCCUGAACAAAGCAGAUUGUUUCUGUUAACCCCCCUUUUGGGGACAUCUAACAACCAAAGGGGGUGUAGAUACAGCACUGGAGCCCCUCUGCCUGCUUUAGGAGCUAUGAAUAGCUGCUGUCUCCUUGCCCAGAGGCCUGCUCUGCUCUAUGGAAAGGUUGUCUUUAAAAGGCCUCUCCUGGGGCCUUGAGCAUGUUGAAUCCUGAACCUCUUUGGUGGGGAAGGGGAAGAUGGAAGGAACCUUGGGGCUCCUGGGGAUGACAGUGGAGCAAGGGAUUGCUGAGGGGUUUGGGUCUUUCUUGCAGGAUGUUUCUCCUAGCUGUUCAAGGGGUGUUUGAGCUGUAAACAGGAUUAAUAAAAACAACUCUCCACUGAA
This is a messenger RNA of Dermochelys coriacea (leatherback sea turtle), 3088 nucleotides long. It is a transcript of the gene C7H11orf68, whose product is annotated as chromosome 7 C11orf68 homolog. The record is from RefSeq and is a predicted model, not a curated record. The coding region runs from base 948 to 1688 and encodes 246 amino acids. The transcript is spliced from 2 exons. Lineage: Eukaryota; Metazoa; Chordata; Testudines; Dermochelyidae.